UCUCUCUCUCUCUCUCAAAUCUGUUUUUAGACAUCAUGGGUGUCAUUUGUUAUGAUAUUGAGAUCACUUCCUCAAUCCCUCCUGCCAAGAUGUUCAAGGCCUUUGUUCUUGACGCUGACACUCUCAUCCCCAAGAUCUUGCCACAAGCUAUCAAGAGUGUCGAAAUCCUUGAAGGAGAUGGAGGACCGGGAACCAUCAAGCUCACCACUUUUGGCGAAGGAAGUCAAUACCAGAGCGUGAAGCAAAGGGUUGAUGGGAUCGACAAAGAGAACUUCACCUACGCAUACAGCAUAAUCGAAGGUGAUGCUUUGAUGGGCGUGGAAUCAAUCUCUUACGAGAUCAAAAUCGAAGCCUCUGCUGAUGGAGGAUCCAUUUGCAAGAACAGUAGCAAGUAUUACACCAAAGGCGAUGCCCAAAUCAACGAAGAACAAAUUAAAGGUGGCAAAGAAAAGGCCUCUGGAAUGUUCAAGGCUAUUGAGGCCUACCUCUUGGCAAAUCCUGAUGCCUAGAGUGUCUUCUAUAUAUUGAAAUAUAUAGUCCCAUGUGCGUGUUUCUGUAUUCUAUGUUAAAAUUGUGGUUUCCAUUUUUCUACUCCUGUCUAAAAUUUUCUUUUUCCUUGAUAAUAAGUAUGUUGUGGUUGUGAUCAAGUUUCUUGUAUUGCCAGAUUUGAUUGAAGAGUCCAUGUACUUGAUCUUUUACAAAGAGUUCCAA
Messenger RNA from Cornus florida, 711 nucleotides. RefSeq names its product major allergen Pru ar 1-like. The record is from RefSeq and is a predicted model, not a curated record. Bases 36 to 509 code for a protein of 157 amino acids. Gene Ontology annotation, biological process: abscisic acid-activated signaling pathway; defense response. Gene Ontology annotation, cellular component: nucleus; cytoplasm. NCBI's taxonomy places the organism in Eukaryota, Viridiplantae, Streptophyta, Magnoliopsida, Cornales, Cornaceae. Gene Ontology annotation, molecular function: protein phosphatase inhibitor activity; signaling receptor activity; abscisic acid binding. The transcript is spliced from 2 exons.